AUUCAUACGGCCGCGUGAACUACACUCUAGUUGUGUGUGGUAGUGCCGGUGGGCCGGUGUCAACGUUGGCCGGUGUUUUGUGGUGUUUCUCGCCGAGACCCCGAGGCCCCGAGCCACCAUACCCGCAGGUUCCCGCGCGUUUGCGAACCGUCAGUCGGCUCCGCCGUAGUCGGCACACAGCCCUUGCGCGAGUGCAGCGAUGACCAAGAGUUUGCUAUUAACUUAUGUGCUCUGGCUAACUGGUGGCUGGUUCGGGGCCCAUCACUUCUACCUGGGUCGCGACCGGCAUGCGUUUGUCUGGUGGAUGACACUGGGAGGCUACUUCGGAAUCGGGUGGCUCCGAGACCUGUGGCGAAUACCCGAGUACGUGAAGCUGGCCAACAGGGACCCGGCCGCGACGGAACAGCUCAAGGAGAAGAUACAGAGGAAUGCCAAGCCCGUGUCCAGCACAGCGCGCUCGGUGGGCCAGAUGGUCGUGUCGGACGCCCUGGGCUACAUGGUGCUCUACGCCCUGCCGCUGGACGUCAUCCCGGAGUCUCUGCUGCCCCUGGCCGCGAUUCCGGUGCCGCUGGCCGUGGCUGUCGGCGUUCAUCUGGUGGGCAACAUUGGCGAGCAGGAAGGGGACCUGAAGAUGGCCUUGCUGGGUGCCUACCUGACCUACCCGCUCUACUUCUGGAGCACCCACAGCGUCUUCUGGUCAAGCCUAGCGUCGAGUUACAUGUUCAACCACCACUCCAAGCGCUGGCGACUGGUGCCGCGCCCACAGCGCUCAUUGCGCUGGCGGCUCCUGGUGCUCGCUGCCUGCUGCCUGCUUUAUGGCUCGCUGUGGGCCUCGUGGCUCUACUUCAACUGUAGCGUGACGGACAGCGACGGUACGCAGGUCAAGUGCCGCCACUCGCUGCGCCACUUCUUUGGCAGCCCCCUGUGGCGGGACUUUAAGAAUGUGGCGCACGAGCUGUACACCCACCUCCGACACCACGGCUGGAGGGAGCUGUGGCGGCUGCUCGUGGAUGCCCUCGACCCCCAAGGGGAAGCAAGCGCCCUCAAGGUCCUGGGCCUUCCUGCCAGCGCCACGCAGGAGGAGAUCACCAACGCCUACCGGAAGCUGUCGCGCCGGUGGCAUCCCGACCGCUUCCACGAGCCCCUCCAGAAACAGGAGGCGCAGGAGACGUUCAUUGAAAUUCAGAAGGCUUAUGAGACGCUGUCCAGCUUGAAGUCGAGGCGCCUGAAGAAGAACAUUGUGGAGCGCGAAAAUCCCAAUGCUCCCCGAGUCGAGUUCUGAAGGGUCCGUGGCGGUUCGCGUGGCAUGUGCCGUCCUCCUUGCUGCUGAGCUGUGGACCAAAGACGCACUGUACAUUCCAUAGUAGGUCACGGCAGGCCCGACAAAGUCAUGCUUCUCCAAGUUCUGGCACUGUACUUGGUACUUCCACCGGCCUCAAUGUCCAUGGCGGAUGUUACGGCUAAUGCGGUGAAAUUUAUUCUCCACAGAAACCAAAGGAAAUAAAUGAAGUUAAGCUUGGUCUUAAGAUCAAGCGCAACUCUGCUCAAAGUUUGAAAGUAAACAAGUUUCUGAUAUUGCUUCA
This is a messenger RNA of Ixodes scapularis (black-legged tick), 1583 nucleotides long. RefSeq names its product dnaJ homolog subfamily C member 22 (gene wus). NCBI's taxonomy places the organism in Eukaryota, Metazoa, Arthropoda, Arachnida, Ixodida, Ixodidae. Gene Ontology annotation, cellular component: plasma membrane; early endosome. The transcript is spliced from 3 exons. The record is from RefSeq and is a predicted model, not a curated record. Gene Ontology annotation, biological process: endocytosis. Bases 200 to 1282 code for a protein of 360 amino acids.